AUGGGGUAUAAAAAGUGGAUGUUUUCAGUUCUAUUAAUAUUUGCUGCAAUAAAGAAACUUCUUGCUGAAGACAAAGCUUGUGACUUCCCCAAUAUUGAAAAUGGAAGAAUUGCCAUAUAUUAUUAUAGUUUUAAAAAUUAUUAUUUUCCAAUGAAGAAAGGUGAAAAGCUCUCAUAUACCUGCUUGGCUGGGUAUUCAGCUGAAACUGGAAGUCAAAAUGGAAGGGUAAACUGCACCAAUGAAGGCUGGACACCAGUCCCCAAAUGUUAUAAGAAAUGUGUCCAACCUACUUUGGAUAAUGGUGUUUUUUCUGAUACAAAAUUGUCUUAUGACAUCUGGGAAAGCUUAAAAUAUAGUUGCCAUUCAGGCUACCAAACUCCAGAAGGCAAGAAGAAUGCAAGUAUACAGUGUCUUCAAGAUGGAUGGUCAGUUCAGCCACAGUGUAUGGAAGCCACUAAAGAACCUUUAGGGACUUGCUUGGCUCCAGAUCUGUUGUAUGGUCACUAUCAUACAGUUCAGAGAGUGUUCAGUGUGAAUGACAAGCUCAAAUACGAAUGCUUGGAUGGAUAUGUUACAGCCGGAGGAAACACAACAGAAGAAGUGCUAUGUCAGAUUCGAGGGUGGCCUCUUGUUCCCAAAUGUAGUAAAUUAGAGUGUUCAUCUCCAAAUCCUGUUGAACAUGGAAAAGUCUAUCCCAAGAAAAGCAGUUAUGAAGAAGGAGAUGUACUUCAGAUUAUCUGUUUGGAAGGUUAUACUUUAAAAGGAUCUGAGUUAAUUCAGUGUUAUUACUUUGGCUGGUAUCCAAACUUUCCAAUAUGUGAAGAAAGAAGAAACAAAUGCCCUCCCCCACCUCAGCCCCCAAAUACCAGAUUGUUAACCAAUUUAAGAAUGUACCGUCAGGGUGACAUGAUACAUUAUCAGUGUGAGCAUUCAUUCCAGCUUAAUGGAACUGGAGAAAUCCGAUGUGAGAAUGGGAAAUGGACUUCGCCUCCCAAAUGCAUAGAUAUGAGCAGGACAUUAACCACAGAAGAUUAUCGGACUGUAAAAACUGGUGGGAACUGCAAUCCCCCCCCUGUAGUUAAGAAUAGUAUUAUUGUUACUGAUGUUGUUCAGUUGGCAAGUUACAAUCCUGGAUCUUUAGUGGAAUAUGCAUGUCGUCCUUUACAUAUAAUGAAAGGAUCCAGUACAGUUCAUUGUAUCCAUGGAUCUUGGACUGAGCCACCAAUUUGUUUAGAGCCAUGUUUAGCUAGGGAAGAAAUUCCUGACAAUUACAACCUAGAAAUGAAAUGGAAGUUGGAAGAAGAAUGGUAUUUCAUGCAUGGUGAUUUUAUUGAAUUUGUAUGUAAACCAGGAUACGUUUUGCCACCCUUAGUUUCAGAAUCCAAAUUGCUGGUGCAAUGUAAUGAUGGACAAUUGAGAUACCCUCAGUGUAUUUCCAAAGGCUUAAAUACUAACUGUGGUCCUCCACCUUCCAUAGAAAAUGGGGUUGUUAUGAGCUCAUUAACAGAAAACUAUGAAGAUGGUUCAACAGUACAGUACAGUUGCAAUGAAUAUCAUGUUUUGCAAGGAUCCAUAACAGUCUUUUGUUCAAGGAACCAAUGGACUACUCCACCUGUUUGUAUAGAGCCAUGCACCUUGUCACAGAAAGAGAUGGCAAAAAAUAAUUUACUUUUGAGAUGGAGUUUUGACAAUCGACCUUAUUUUCUUCAUGGAGAAUUUGUUGAAUUUGUAUGCAAAGCUUAUCACACUGGACUUCUAUCAAAUUCACCCUCUGAUUUUAGAGCACAGUGUCAGAAUGGACAACUAUUGUAUCCACAAUGCGUUAAGAAUAAAGGGUAA
Molecule: messenger RNA, 1839 nt
Organism: Notechis scutatus (mainland tiger snake)
Lineage: Eukaryota; Metazoa; Chordata; Lepidosauria; Squamata; Elapidae
Gene: F13B
Product: coagulation factor XIII B chain
Biological process (GO): blood coagulation
Source: RefSeq, a predicted model, not a curated record